Cygnus atratus (black swan) is the source of this 1530-nucleotide messenger RNA. RefSeq names its product loricrin-like. The coding region runs from base 1 to 1530 and encodes 509 amino acids. NCBI's taxonomy places the organism in Eukaryota, Metazoa, Chordata, Aves, Anseriformes, Anatidae. The transcript has 3 exons. The record is from RefSeq and is a predicted model, not a curated record.
AUGUGCUCCCGACAGAGCUCCGGAGGCUGCCAUGAGACGUCCUCCCAGUCCGGGGGGUGCCACAGCGGGGGCUCGUGCUGCCACGGGGGCAGCUCCUCCAGCUACCAGGCGCAGGGGGGCUCCUGCUGCAGUGGGGGCUCCUCAGGCUACGGCAUGGGAGGAGGAUACAGCAGCGGUGGCUCUUCAGGAUCAAAGAGCAUAAUUGGAGGUGGAGGCAGUGGAGGGUCCUCUGGGUGCUGCGGUGGUGGAUCCAGCAGUGGUGGGUCAUCAGGAGGCAAGAUCAUAAUUGUAGGAGGUGGAAGCAGCAGCGGUGGAUCCUCCGGGUGCUGCAGUGGAGGCUCCUCUGGCUCUGGCAUGGGAGGAGGAUAUAGCAGUGGUGGCUCUUCAGGAUCAAAGAGCAUUAUUGGAGGUGGAGGCAGUGGAGGGUCCUCCGGAUGCUGUGGUGGAGGCUCCUCUGGCUACGGCAUGGGAGGAGGAUACAGCAGCGGUGGCUCUUCAGGAUCAAAGAGCAUUAUUGGAGGUGGAAGCAGUGGAGGGUCCUCUGGGUGCUGUGGUGGUGGAUCCAGCAGUGGUGGGUCAUCAGGAGGCAAGAUCAUAAUUGUAGGAGGUGGAAGCAGCAGCGGUGGAUCCUCUGGGUGCUGCAGUGGAGGCUCCUCUGCCUCUGGCAUGGGAGGAGGAUAUAGCAGUGGUGGCUCUUCAGGAUCAAAGAGCAUUAUUGGAGGUGGAGGCAGUGGAGGGUCCUCUGGGUGCUGCGGUGGUGGAUCCAGCAGUGGAGGGGCUUCGAGUGGCAAGAUCAUAGUUGUAGGAGGUGGAAGCAGCAGCGGUGGAUCCUCUGGGUGCUGUGGUGGGGGCUCCUCUGGCUCUGGCAUGGGAGGAGGAUAUAGCAGUGGUGGCUCUUCAGGAUCAAAGAGCAUUAUUACAGGUGGAGGCAGUGGAGGGUCCUCCGGAUGCUGUGGUGGAGGCUCCUCUGGCUACGGCAUGGGAGGAGGAUACAGCAGCGGUGGCUCUUCAGGAUCAAAGAGCAUUAUUGGAGGUGGAAGCAGUGGAGGGUCCUCUGGGUGCUGUGGUGGUGGAUCCAGCAGUGGUGGGUCAUCAGGAGGCAAGAUCAUAGUUGUAGGAGGUGGGAGCAGUGGAGGGUCAUCUGGAUGUUGCGGUGGGAGCUCUUCUGGCUAUGGCAUGGGAGGAGGAUACAGCAGUGGUGGCUCUUCAGGAUCAAAGAGCAUUAUUGGAGGUGGAGGCAGUGGUGGUUCCUCUGGGUGCUGCGGUGGAGGAUCCAGCAGUGGUGGAUCAUCAGGAGGCAAGAUAAUAAUUGUUGGAGGUGGAAGCAGCAGCGGUGGAUCCUCUGGAUGCUGCGGUGGGGGCUCCUCAGGUGGAGGAGGUGGCUCCUCAGGAUGCUGCUGCAGUGGGGGCUCCAGCGGAGGCAGUGGCGGGUCCUCCCAGUCCAUGCGGCAGAAAUGCCCCAUUGUCAUUCCCAGCACCCAGGGCCAUCAGACCAAGCAGGCCUGCCCCUGGCCCCCCAGCCACAAGUAA